Pezoporus flaviventris is the source of this 2000-nucleotide messenger RNA. Its product is annotated as actin, alpha skeletal muscle B-like. The transcript has 9 exons. Bases 68 to 1201 code for a protein of 377 amino acids. NCBI's taxonomy places the organism in Eukaryota, Metazoa, Chordata, Aves, Psittaciformes, Psittacidae. The record is from RefSeq and is a predicted model, not a curated record.
AUGAGGAGCUUUUACAGAUCAUCACCAUUUCCUGAUCACUGUCUUGCAGCCAAAAUUGUGAGACGCUAUGUGCGAUGAUGAUGAAACUACUGCACUUGUAUGUGACAAUGGUUCUGGGCUUUGCAAAGCUGGGUUUGCAGGAGAUGAUGCCCCCAGAGCUGUAUUUCCAUCCAUCGUUGGAAGGCCUCGACAUCAGGGUGUUAUGGUUGGAAUGGGUCAAAAAGACAGCUAUGUAGGGGAUGAAGCACAAAGUAAGAGAGGGAUCCUGACACUGAAAUAUCCCAUCGAGCAUGGAAUCAUCACUAACUGGGAUGACAUGGAAAAGAUUUGGCAUCAUUCUUUCUACAAUGAACUCCGGGUUGCACCAGAGGAACACCCCAUCCUGCUGACUGAGGCCCCUUUGAAUCCAAAGGCCAACCGUGAAAAAAUGACUCAGAUCAUGUUUGAGACGUUCAAUGUGCCAGCCAUGUACGUAGCAAUUCAGGCAGUGCUGUCUCUGUAUGCAUCUGGAAGAACAACUGGAAUAGUUCUGGAUUCUGGGGAUGGCGUCACACACAACGUGCCUAUCUAUGAGGGCUAUGCCUUGCCUCACGCCAUCAUGAGGCUCGAUCUUGCAGGCAGAGACCUCACUGACUAUCUCAUGAAGAUUCUCACUGAGAGAGGCUACUCCUUUGUCACCACUGCGGAACGGGAGAUUGCGAGAGAUGUCAAGGAGAAGCUCUGUUAUGUGGCACUGGAUUUUGAGAAUGAAAUGGCGACUGCAGCUUCCUCCUCCUCUCUUGAGAAGAGCUAUGAGCUUCCUGAUGGACAAGUCAUCACCAUUGGGAAUGAACGGUUCCGGUGCCCGGAAACUCUCUUCCAGCCAUCCUUCAUAGGGAUGGAAUCUGCAGGUAUCCAUGAAGCCACUUACAGCAGUAUUAUGAAGUGUGACAUCGACAUCCGUAAGGAUCUCUAUGCUAAUAAUGUCCUCUCUGGAGGAACCACGAUGUAUCCUGGGAUUGGUGAUCGGAUGCAGAAAGAGGUUACAGCUUUGGCUCCAAGCACCAUGAAGAUUAAGAUGAUUGCACCACCCGAACGGAAAUACUCUGUGUGGAUUGGGGGUUCAAUACUGGCAUCCCUGUCCACUUUUCAGCAAAUGUGGAUCAGCAAAGAAGAAUAUGAGGAAGCUGGUCCCUCUAUUGUCCACCGCAAGUGCUUUUGAGGCCUUCCAUCAUGUACUGUCAGUGAUAAGUAGUGCUGUUUCUCUACACAUCACCUCUGAGGGUGGGUUGGCUUUCUUCCACAUGGUAAAGAACCACACUGUAUGGGUGUCAUAUGAAUUACCAAAUUAUUUCUGAUAUUUGAUGCUAAAGUGAGACUAACACUUCCGUGGUGGGUGUUUUCCAAGAUCAGUAACAGCAGUUAUCCUGUACAUUUGUAUAGACCUCCCUUUCCCCCACAUUUGCCACUGUUUUGCUGCCAUCCAGGAGGUGACACACGCUGCUGCUGUGUGUUAGUCUCUGCUAUCAGUGGUAAGUCUGAAGUAUGUCCUUAAGUGAUUCAUCAAACUCAAGCAUAAUGCAGGAUGUAUGUACUGGAGAGGGCUGUUUAUAUGCAGUUAAUGCUGUUUGGAUUCCUCUAAGGGGGUUUAUCUUACCAAGGACACAGUGGAUUUAUGUGGGUACCAGUGUGCACAUGGGUGACAGUAUGGAUGUCUCCCUGGUAUCCUGCAGUUGUUAGGCUGGAGACUUUUGUCUCCCUGUGACCACCACUCCCCACCAGUAAGGAGCUUCAACAAGCUUCAGUACUUCUGAAUAUACAUGUAACAAGUGAUUUAUUGGAUGUAUUAUUGCUUUCUUCAUCCCUCUUCCUAAGCAGUCAACUGAUGUUUCAUUUACUUGUGCUGUAGAUGUGCUAUGCUGAGCUAAGCUAAUGAUUACAGAGUAAAUAAUAACCUUUGGAAUGUGUUAUUGAAACACCCUGGGUUUAAUGGAUCAAUAAAAGCGUAGCUGUCCGUGGAA